AUGAGAGUAUUAUUUAGAAAUCCUGGAUCACCUACAAAUCCAGAAACUUCAAUUCCAUCACCACGAAUACCAAUACAACCAGAACCUUCUGCUAUAGCACAUUCGAUAACAGGAACAUCAUCAGAAUUAAUGCAUAAUGAAUCCGAUUCAUCAUUGGAAGUGGAUUCUGCAUCGGCAUCAUCAUCAAAAAUGAGUCAUCAAAUGACACAUCAAUCGGAUUCUCUAGCAUUUAAUAAUGACGUAGUUCAACCCAUCAAAAGUGCUCAUCUGCGAACUUCACCAAAUCCAUUACCAACAAUCAAUGAAAAUCAUGACACACCUACAACAUCAUUAAAUACUACAUCAUCAGGAAAUCAUGUGGCACAAACCCAGAUACCAAUGCCAAGUAUUGCUGUGAGUAAAAAGAAUGGUCAAUUACGAUUUUGUGAACGUUGCAAUCACGUGAAACCGGAUCGAUGUCAUCAUUGUUCAGAGUGUGAUAUUUGUGUAUUGAGAAUGGAUCAGGUAAAUGGAUGUGUUGGUCACAAGAAUUAUAAGUUUUUUUACUUAUUUAUUUUUUACACGUCGUUAUACGCGGAUUUCAUGUUCGCUGCUACAAUACCAAUUUUAGUACAACGAGCAAAAGAUGAGAAAGAUUUAGAUAUUCAAUGGAUUGUUUUACUAAUAUUAGCAUUCAUAUUUGGAAUUCUAUUAUCCGGAUUCACCACUGUACACACAACAUACAUAUUUCAAAAUAUAACCACCAUCGAAAGUAUUGGUGUUACGACACGUCAAUAUCCCGUACGCAUACAAUUUGACACUGAUAAUCCUCUGGGAUAUGGGGUUCCUACCACACAGCCUGGUGAGAAUUUGUGGGAUUUAGGAUGGCGGAAUAAUUUUAAGGCGGCAAUGGGAUCGAAGUGGUGGUUGUGGUUUGUCCCGUUGGGUGGUGCGCAGGGAGAUGGUUUAUCAUUCCCAUAUAAUUCAGAAUCAUAUGCUCGAUUAUUAAACGAGGCAAGACGUCAAGCACAACUACAAGAAGAUCGAAUUGCAAUGAUGAUGCAACAUCAGCAUCAUCUUGCACAGGAAGUCCAGAGCACCAGUCCUAUGGCUCCGGGUGCAACAAGUCGGUUGCGGCGAUACCAGUGA
This is a messenger RNA of Ambispora gerdemannii, 1128 nucleotides long. NCBI's taxonomy places the organism in Eukaryota, Fungi, Glomeromycota, Glomeromycetes, Archaeosporales, Ambisporaceae. The record is from the annotation of a GenBank genome assembly.